AUGGGGCAGGAUGCUUUCAUGGAGCCCUUCAGCCGUACUGUUGGGGUCUUUCAGUGCAAAAUAUACCUCCUUCUCUUAGAUAAUGUGUCAAACCAUUGGCUUCACUUCAUUUUAAAUUACCUAUCUUAUGAAAUAUGGAAAAAAGGCGUUUGCUCGGGGCUGAAGGUGGUGGUGCCAUCAUACACUGUCCAUGGUAUCAGGGGUCAGGCCCUCUACCUCCCUGUGCACUAUGGAUUCCACACUCCGGCAUCAGACAUCCAGAUCAUAUGGCUGUUUGAGAGACACCACACGAUGCCCAAAUACUUACUGGGCUCUGUGAACAAGUCUGUGGUUCCCGACUUGGAAUACCAACACAAGUUCACCAUGAUGCCACCCAAUGCAUCUCUGCUCAUCAACCCACUGCAGUUCACCGAUGAAGGCAAUUACAUUGUGAAGGUCAACAUUCAAGGAAAUGGAACUCUCUCAGCUAGUCAGAAGAUACAAGUCACUGUUGAUGACCCUGUCACAAAACCCAUGGUACAGAUUCAGCCUUCCUCUGGGGCUGUGGAGUACGUAGGGAACAUGACGCUGACAUGCCUGGUGGAAGAAGGUACCCGGCUGGCUUACCGGUGGCUAAAAAAUGGGAGACCUGUCCAUACCAGCUCCACCAACUCCUUUUCUCCCCAAAACAACAUUCUUCAUAUUGCUCCAGUGACCAAAGAAGACAUUGGGAAUUACAGUUGCCUGGUGAAGAAUCCUGUCAGUGAGAUGGAAAGUGACAUCAUUAUGCCCACCAUAUAUUAUGGACCUUAUGGACUUCGAGUUAAUUCUGAUAAAGGACUAAAAGUAGGGGAAGUGUUUACUGUUGACAUUGGAGAAGCCAUCUUGUUUGAUUGUUCUGCUGAUUCUUAUCCUCCUAACACCUACUCCUGGAUCCAAAGGACUGACAACACAACAUAUGUCAUUAAGCAUGGGCCUCUCUUGGAAGUUGCAUCUGAGGAAGUAGCCCAGAAGACAACUGACUAUGUGUGCUGUGCUUACAACAACGUAACUGGAAGGCAAGAUGAAACUCAUUUCACAGUCAUCAUCACUUCUGUAGGACUAGAGAAGCUUGCACAAAAAGGGAAGUCAUUGUCCCCUUUAGCAAGUAUAACUGGAAUAUCACUCUUUUUGAUUAUAUCCAUGUGUCUUCUUCUCUUAUGGAAAAAAUAUCAACCCUACAAAGUUAUAAAACAGAAGCUAGAAGGCAGGCCAGAAACAGUAUACAGAAAAGCAGGAACAUUUUCAGGCCAUGAAGAUGCUCUGGAUGACUUCGGAAUAUACGAAUUUGUUGCUUUCCCAGAUGCUUCUGGUGUUCCCAGGAUGCCCAGUAGGUCUGUUCCAGCCUCUGAUGGUGUAUCAGGGCAAGAUUUGCACAAUACAAUUUAUGAAGUUAUUCAGCACAUCCCUGCCCUACAGCAAGACCAUCCAGAGUAA
Messenger RNA from Myotis lucifugus (little brown bat), 1455 nucleotides. RefSeq names its product HEPACAM family member 2 (gene HEPACAM2). NCBI's taxonomy places the organism in Eukaryota, Metazoa, Chordata, Mammalia, Chiroptera, Vespertilionidae. The coding region runs from base 1 to 1455 and encodes 484 amino acids. The transcript has 10 exons. The record is from RefSeq and is a predicted model, not a curated record.